This is a messenger RNA of Photinus pyralis (common eastern firefly), 2517 nucleotides long. RefSeq names its product nose resistant to fluoxetine protein 6. The record is from RefSeq and is a predicted model, not a curated record. The transcript is spliced from 13 exons. Lineage: Eukaryota; Metazoa; Arthropoda; Insecta; Coleoptera; Lampyridae. Bases 12 to 2444 code for a protein of 810 amino acids. Gene Ontology annotation, molecular function: acyltransferase activity, transferring groups other than amino-acyl groups.
UCGGAUUGAUCAUGUAUAUGAAAAUAAUUAUUUUGACGAUUUGCGUGUGGCGAGCGUUUUCCCAAACGGAAGCUGGGGACAAAUUAAAAGAAAUGGAUUAUUUGGACGGAUCGAUUGUUGAAAAUAAAUAUUUGUUACCGUCGAUUAAUAUAAGUGAACAUAGUGAAGAAUUAACUAAUCACACGAAUGAAAAAGUUUCGGUUGGUUUAUCGCGUGCUUUGGAUUUUUACAACACUCAGCUACUGGCGGCAAAUUGGAAUACAAUUAAAAUUGAAUUAUCGGAGGAUUGUGCAAAAGACAUGCAAACCUACAUAGACGGUCUUACAGCUGGAGCAACUUGGGCCUUAAAGAUGGAUGAUGCAAGCGGAAGAUAUUCUACUGGAUGGUUUUGGGGUAACCAAUUUUGGACUGGAUCUCAAAGUUUAUGUGAAAACGUUUCGCCCGUAAAAGGAGUGAUUUUGGCAAACGGCAGUGACGAGAAUAGACUUUCCAAUGUAACGGAGCCAUUGCAAUAUGAAUCAUAUAAAAAGCUAUUAAUGAUUCAUUCUCAGCAACCACAGUUUGAUCUGGGGUAUUUUGUCUUGAGGGUAAACAUAAAUAAUUCUUUUACUAGUGAGGAACGUAUACUUCAUAUCGGAUUAUGCCUACCGGAUGUAUGCACAAACGAAGAUGCCAGAGUCUUAUUUGAAGAAACGUCAAGAAUAUCACAGAAGGUUUCACUAAAGGUGGGAGCAAUUCGAUCGAGACAUCAGCGAUAUAAUAUGUUUGAAGACGUGACGUUUUUGCUUUUGUGUACAGUAACUGCAGGUGUAAUCGUUUUGCUUAUAAGUGGCACCGCCUUUGACGUUUACAUACAGCAAAUGAGGAAAAAGAAGAAGACAUUAGUUAUUAAUUGUACCACAUACUCGCCCGCGGGAAAUGAUUUGUCAGAGACAGUAACAAAGCUUGAUAUGGGUAUGUCUAAUUUGAGAAACUAUAAGGGAACCUCGGGAUUUUAUAUGGUCUCUGGAAAAGGUGACGACAACAAUAACGGUCGAGACCAAGCUUCAUCAGGUACCGAAACCCCAAGUGACGCAGGAAACAAAUAUCGCGAAAUAAAAUUAAAUAAGCAAUUCAUCCUGUGUCUAUUGCGUAGACUGGUUCUUGCCUUUUCAAUAAGAGUUAACGUCAAUAACAUAUUUAACCAAAGUGUCGGAAGUGAUACUUUGUCAGUUAUACACGGGUUGAAAUCGAUAAGUAUAGCAUGGGUUAUUCUUGGGCAUACGUGCUUGGUGGCUUUUAAGUAUUCAGAUAACAUGGAAUAUCGUAAGGUUGUUCAUAAGGAAUUCAUGUUCCAAACGAUACUGAACGCUACGUUUAGCGUAGACACAUUUUUCUUUACAAGCGGGCUGCUGGUGUCCUUCCUUUAUUUUAGAGCAAAUGCCAAAGGGAAACUGGAUCAUCCUAUCACUAACAAAAUUAGUGGGUUUUGGUCAGGUUUCCUUCACUUCUUCGGCCUUAUUAUCUACAGAUUUGCGAGAUUGACUGCUCCGUAUUUGUUUGUAAUUGGAGUUUUGGAGGUAACAAUGAAAUGGUUUUAUUAUAACUCGGUGUUUGAACCACCCACACUGGAUCACGUUAACUGUCCCAAUUAUUGGUGGCGGAACUUGUUGUAUAUAAAUACCUUGUUUCCUGUUAACGAGAUGUGCAUGCUAUGGAGUUGGUACCUAUCCGAUGACACUCAAUUCUAUAUUGUAGGUGCCGUUCUUCUUAUCCUAGCCGUAAGCCACUUCAAAAGCGCAGCUGCUCUUCUGCUACUCUUCGUUUUAAGUUCGUGGAUGACUACGGGCUUCAUCGCGUUUAGCAACAGUCACCUGCCAGGAGCCGAUGACCCUUUAGCUCUUUUUGAUAAGAUCUACGAUAAACCGUGGACACGAUUAGGGCCUUACUUAAUAGGAAUGUGCGUAGGUUGGUUGCUUUUUAAAACCAAGUGUGAACUAAGAAUGAAUAAGCUUACGGUUAUUAUUGGAUGGUUCCUUUCAUCAAUUAUACUUCUGGCAUUAGUCUACGGAUUACACGAGAUAAAUUUGUCUCCACUGGCUGGUGCCGCAUACAGUGCCUUGAGUCACUCAGUUUGGGCAUUGGGAUUGGCAUGGAUUGUGGUGGCUUGCACUACAGGAUACGGGGGAUAUGUAAAUAAACUACUCUCCGCAAGUGUCUUGUACCCGUUCAGCAGACUUACAUACUGCGCUUAUCUACUGCAUCCAAUUGCUCUCCGGGUAAUGGUUAUGAGUAUGGAUCAACCCUUGCAUUUGGGCAAAGGAGUAAUGCCUGUCUUGUUCCUGGGGCAAGUUGUCGCGUCAUUUGUGCUUGCUUUUGCAGUAUCGAUAAGCUUUGAGGGACCAUCGGUAUCGAUGCUCAGAAUACUUACCAAAUUAACACACAGUCAGGAAGGUAGCCGUUAAUGUUUUAUAAGUUAGAUAUAAAACAUUUCAGUCAUUAUUAUGUGUGAUUGUACUUGAUCUUAUUAUUGCAUAG